AUGGAGCAUAACUUCCAUGAGCAAUUCUAUCGGCCGGAGCUAGAAGUUUCAAUGGCCGACUUGGCGAAGUUAAGCCAGAAGCCAAAUGAGUUGAUCCAAGAAAACUUGGGGCGAUUUGGAGAAGCAAGGGCUAGGUACACGGUAAAUAUGUCGGAGCACGAGUUUGCAAAAUUGGCCCAAUGA
Molecule: messenger RNA, 183 nt
Organism: Prunus armeniaca (apricot)
Lineage: Eukaryota; Viridiplantae; Streptophyta; Magnoliopsida; Rosales; Rosaceae
Source: the annotation of a GenBank genome assembly